GGGGGCCCGCGCCGAAGCCGCCGCCCGCGCUGAGCCCCGGCCCGGCCUGCGGCCAGCGCCCGGCGGCAGCAUGAGCCAGGCCGAGCUGUCCACCUGCUCGGCGCCGCAGACGCAGCGCAUCUUCCAGGAGGCCGUGCGCAAGGGCAACACGCAGGAACUGCAGUCGCUGCUGCAGAACAUGACCAACUGCGAGUUCAACGUGAACUCGUUCGGGCCCGAGGGCCAGACGGCGCUGCACCAGUCGGUCAUCGACGGCAACCUGGAGCUCGUGAAGCUGCUGGUCAAGUUCGGCGCCGACAUCCGCCUGGCCAACCGCGACGGCUGGAGCGCGCUGCACAUCGCCGCGUUCGGCGGCCACCAGGACAUCGUGCUCUAUCUCAUCACCAAGGCCAAGUACGCGGGCAGCGGCCGGUGAUGCCGGCCCGGACCCCGACCCGCGCGUGUCCUCCCUGCUGUACCUUCCCUCCAACUACCUCGGUGUGCGCCCGGCCCUCGGCGCCCGCGGCCACCACAAGUCCGGCGCGCAAGUCGGUGCCCACGGGAGCCGCGCCCGCCCACCCGCGGCCCGGGGUCGGCGCCCCCCGCGGCCGCCGGGGACCGGCCGGAGCGCUUCCCACGGCCCCGCCCGCCGCCGCGCGGGUGGGGGCAGGGCGCGGGCUCCAGCCCCUUUGAAAUUUGAGUCUCGCUACCAGCAAGUUCGGAAUCCCGAGACACCGGAUCCUCCGCUCAAAAUGUUCUCCUGAAGGUGGAAGGACCCGUGGCCGACGCGCGACGGAGACGACGCUCUGCUCUUCCCGGGCUUCUAAACUAUUUAUCACGUGUGUGCAUAUUUGUGGGUGAUGUUUGUGCGCCUGAGUUUUCUGUUUGGAAAAUAUUUCGCGUGGUCAAUGUGGUUAUGGGGGGGAAGAUGCAUUUUUUUUUCUAGUCUUAAAACUAAAAACUUGAGUCUGUCA
Lagenorhynchus albirostris (white-beaked dolphin) is the source of this 953-nucleotide messenger RNA. RefSeq names its product NOTCH regulated ankyrin repeat protein (gene NRARP). Gene Ontology annotation, molecular function: protein binding; enzyme inhibitor activity; phosphatase regulator activity. NCBI's taxonomy places the organism in Eukaryota, Metazoa, Chordata, Mammalia, Artiodactyla, Delphinidae. The transcript has a single exon. The record is from RefSeq and is a predicted model, not a curated record. Gene Ontology annotation, cellular component: cytoplasm. The coding region runs from base 71 to 415 and encodes 114 amino acids.